AUGCCACGCCCUAAUCCAGCGCCUGUGCGCGAUGCGCGCUUCGACAUGUCGAAGUGGGCAGAGAGCGACAAAGGGAAGGCUGCGAAGCGUGUGCGCGUAGGAGAAAAGAAGGAGGGGAGGAAAGGCGAGGGCCGGCGUGCUGUGCCGGUAGAGGAAGAGGAGGAGGAAGAGAAAGAAGAGGACGACAGAGAGGAUGAGGAAGAGGAUGAGGAAGACGGGGGAGAGGAAGACGAGGACGAGGACGAGGACGAUGAGGAUAAGGACGAGCAAGGUGAGGACGAGCAAGACGAGGGUCAAGAGGUCGAGGAUGACGACGACAGCGCAAACGCCAACGACGACGACGCCAACGACCGCCAACGCACACUCGACGAGAUCGAGUCCAACACCCAUCAGCCCGUCCUUACUGCCGAAUCGCUCGAGUCUUAUGCCAAAAAGCAGCAAAAGCGAGGCAUUGUCUAUGUGAGUCGCAUCCCCCCGGGCAUGACGCCUGCCAAGGUGCGCCAUAUCUUUUCGCAGUUUGGCGAGGUAGGCCGCAUCUAUCUCCAACCCAAAGACAAGGAGAAAGAAAAGAAGCGCAAGCGCGGCACGACGCACUUUUCCGAGGGCUGGAUCGAGUACCUUUCGAAACGCGUCGCGCGCACUGCCGCCGAGAUGAUGAAUGCGCAGCCGAUCGGCUCGCUUGCCGGGAGCGCGCACUCCUCCCGCAAGUCGCAGACUGGUUCGCGCGUGGCGAACCGCUGGAAAGACGAUGUAUGGACGAUGAAGUAUCUGAAAGGCUUCCGGUGGCCGAUGCUCAUCGAGCAAAUGUCGCAUGAGCGUGCCGCCCACGCCGCACGGCUGCGUAUGGAGCUCGCGCAGUCUGCCCACGAGCAGCGCGACUAUCUACGCAAGGUCGAACGUUCGCGUAUCCAGCGCGAGAAAGAGGAGCGCCGUGUGCAGCGUGGCCUCCCCCAGGAGCCCGCGCAGGACACGUUCACGUUCCAGCAGCGCGCGCCAGUCUACCACGAUGUGCGCGACCAGCGUGCGCGGCAGCGCGCCCCCAAGCAGGCCGACCCUGCGAUGGACCAAGUGCUGGAUCAAAUUUUGUAG
Molecule: messenger RNA, 1089 nt
Organism: Malassezia japonica
Lineage: Eukaryota; Fungi; Basidiomycota; Malasseziomycetes; Malasseziales; Malasseziaceae
Product: RNA-binding ATPase activator esf2
Exons: 2
Coding region: 1-1089 (362 amino acids)
Biological process (GO): small-subunit processome assembly; endonucleolytic cleavage to generate mature 5'-end of SSU-rRNA from (SSU-rRNA, 5.8S rRNA, LSU-rRNA); endonucleolytic cleavage in ITS1 to separate SSU-rRNA from 5.8S rRNA and LSU-rRNA from tricistronic rRNA transcript (SSU-rRNA, 5.8S rRNA, LSU-rRNA)
Cellular component (GO): nucleolus
Molecular function (GO): RNA binding
Source: RefSeq, a predicted model, not a curated record